Molecule: messenger RNA, 939 nt
Organism: Ogataea parapolymorpha DL-1
Lineage: Eukaryota; Fungi; Ascomycota; Pichiomycetes; Pichiales; Pichiaceae
Exons: 1
Coding region: 1-939 (312 amino acids)
Cellular component (GO): endomembrane system
Molecular function (GO): acyltransferase activity
Source: RefSeq, a predicted model, not a curated record
AUGUUAUUAUCAUAUUUUGUGGUUUAUGAGAUCUUUUCAGUGGCGACAAUUGGCGUCAAAUACCUGAUACCUCAGACACGGUUCUCCUAUAAGAGAUAUUUUGCAGCAGGGUUUUGGACUCUUUGCAUUUAUAUUCUCGAGUUGAACAACGUUAAUGUCGAGAUUACAGGAGACGAACUGGAAACCGAAAAUGCACUUUUCAUCAGCAAUCACGCAUCCCUGAUCGAUUAUAUCAUUUACCCUUAUUUAGUUCUCAAGUCUACUCGAAAACCAUCUGAGUUGGAAGCGGCUCGAAAAAACGAAAAGAAGGGUGAGCCCGAGAAAAUAUUCGCACAGGAUCUCUCUUCGAUCCUGCUCCCUCGAAUCAAUUUCUUUACCUGGUAUGCCAUUUGGUUCAUUCCAAGUUUUAGGGUAUUCAGGAAUGUGUUUCAGGCAGACGAGAAUUGGGAACUCAAUGACGAAACGUUGGGAUUCGUAUUCAAAGACAUACUCGAUUCUGAGGUAGUGGAAUGGCUGGUUACAUUCCCUGAGGUUAACAUUUUCACUAAGAAGGAUGCCAAAUUGCAACAAGGCAUGUCCGAGAAAUUUUAUCUGCCAGUCUUGAAUAAUCUGCUAUAUCCUAGAUAUUCAAGCUUUGCGAACGUCGUGUCUGGGCUCCACAAAACACAAUUCACAAGAUUAUACGAUACAUCCAUAAUGUAUUACAGACAAACACCGCAGGGGAAUAUAUCGUUUGAGGCACCAAACCUUCUUGAAGCCUUUGGUCUAUAUGAAGGCAAAAUCACCAUCAAGGUCCAUGUUCAUGCAAAAAUGAUGAGCAGAAUUCCAUUAAAGAGAAACAAAUUAGAAAAAUGGCUGGAGAGGAAAUGGAUCAAAAAGGACCGGCUUAUCACAAAGCUUAAGAACGAAGUAGCAAAAGAGCACCUACAAGGUCCUUAA